This is a messenger RNA of Petromyzon marinus (sea lamprey), 5875 nucleotides long. RefSeq names its product calpain small subunit 2-like. Gene Ontology annotation, molecular function: calcium ion binding; calcium-dependent cysteine-type endopeptidase activity. The record is from RefSeq and is a predicted model, not a curated record. Gene Ontology annotation, cellular component: cytoplasm; calpain complex. NCBI's taxonomy places the organism in Eukaryota, Metazoa, Chordata, Hyperoartia, Petromyzontiformes, Petromyzontidae. Gene Ontology annotation, biological process: negative regulation of apoptotic process; proteolysis.
UAUUUUGGUACCGGCAAAGGAGGUCUAAUGAUGUCACAAUAAAUCAAUAAAAACGCUUUACUACACUGGCGGUGUGAUUCAUGCAACUGUUGUGCGAUUCAGAAUGGACUUUGUUGUUUGUGAUUAGCUCAUGGAAACCCUGCAGCCCGUGCAGAUUGGAAAGGCUGCACAAGGGUAAAACAGAAAAAAGGAUUAAAUCAUCAAAUCACGAAUUGUGACGAUCGAUUGAAUCUUGCAGGGGUUAAUCCUUACAUCCCUUGACAACCAGAAAUUAACACAUUAAAAGGAAUGUCACGGAUGAACUUUGGACAUUAAUGGAAUUCUGUUGAAGGGUGUUUUAAACUCGAUUGAGCAUGUUUUUGCCGAUAAUGGUGUGCACUGAUCGUUAAAAAAAGUUAAUUCACUGCAUGAGAGGCACGAUCAGAAUAGUUUGAGAAUUGUAUAAGAUUUGGUAAUUCUUAAAUGCAGCAGAAAGUGGGCCUGACAUUCUCCUCUAGAAUCGUCUGAUUCCAUGGUUGUGUCAAUGAUGGCGAGCCAUCCAGGGCCUCUAGCAGCAGAGCAGCCCCAAACCUUCACAAUUUCUAACCACCAUUCUUGACGGUUGGGAUGAGGUUCUUCUGUUCAAAAGCAGCGUUUGGUUUUCGCUAAGCAUUACACUUCUCAUAGAGGCCAAAAAUUUCUACCUUUGACUCGUCUGUCCAGAGAACAUUGUUCCAGAAGUUUUGUGGAUCAUCUAUUUGUGCUCUAUGGCAAACUUCAGACGGGCAGCAAACUUUUUGGGGAGCAGUGGUUUCCUCCUUGCUAUCUGCCCAAGAAUGCCAUUCUUGUUCAGUUUUUUUCUGAUAUUUGAGUCAUGAAUACUCACAUUAGCCAAGGCGAGAGUGGCCUGCAGAUACUUGGAUGUUUUUUUGGGGUUUUUUGUGACUUCCUUUAGGUUUUUCCGGGUUAUUCUUUGGAGAGAUUUUGGUCAGACGACCGCUCCUGGGAAAAGUGACAAUGGUCUUUAACUUUCUACAUUUGUAGAUUGUGUCUGACAGUGGAUUGGUGAAGCCCCAAAUCUUUGUAAUUUUUUUCGUAACCCUUUCCAGCCUGAUGAGCAUCAGAAACUAUUUUUCUGAGAUCCUCAGAGAUUUAUUUUGAUCAUGGUAUCACUUGUUUCCACAUACACCUGUACGGUGAAGAUCAAACUCACAGUUUCUGAUCUUUAUACAGGAUGGGGCCUCCCAAACUCAUCGCUGAAGAUCUCCCUUAUUAUUUAAACACCUGAUUCAAAUUAUUCCAUUAAUUUAGCAAAUGAAACCAGGGGUUCACUUUUCACAUACCCUGAACCGUAAUUACUCUGUUUAAUUCAUACUUAAUGUUGCUUCAAAAGACAUGGAAUUGUUUAAUAUUAGCCCUAUUGGAUAUUUAAUAAAAGACCGUUUUUUUAAUUCAAGAAGGCUAUCAUGAGUAAGGCUAUCAUGGUAGAACUAUGGAAUUUCCAUAAUCAUUGGGGUUCGCAAACUUUUUCUCGCCACUGUACCUCAUUCUCAGCAAACUGUUGACUGCCUCUUGUGCAUGUACACAGGUACUCUAGCGUUCAGCUUGUCAAAUGACUCUUGGGUGCUUUGACUUGGUACCAGUACUGCAAUCACUAACUUCAAGGGAAAGUGCUUGAUUUUAGCAUUUGCAAAUGACUUUGGUGUGUUGGUGUUGACAAGGCGGCAGUUUCAUAUCGCCGCCGCUGCAUGGCUGAACGAUAGCUUCAGUUAUCGCGGGCUUUAAACGUCUUCCGAGAUUAAAUAAUGAAAUAAAUGUGCAAAUACCCUGCCGCCACUCUCGGCCCCUCUCUCUGCGCGCCAAUUGACUCUGUGUGUUGUGUCUCGAGGGGGUUCGCUGUCGGCAGCUUCUAAUAGUCAAAAAGCGGACGGAGAUGGACAAACGCACGAGCCACCGAAAAUAAUCCUGGGGCACCGCGAGUUGGAGUAAGCUCUCGGACCCCCCCCCCCCCCUCGCUGUGUAAAAUUAGCCCCUCUUUAUAUGGGGCGCCCGCUCUGGGCCUCGCAGCCCUGGGCACAGCGCCACUUUUGAUGGUUGGGGCCCGGCCCUUUACCGGCUAGCGCCGUGGACGAUCGCGUCCCCGUAACGUUCCUGGGAUCGGAACACGGUGUAAGAGCGGUGAGGGCCGGGGAGAGCUCAGGUGACGUGAGGAGCAGACAGAGAGAGAGCGAAGAGAGAGGGAGAGGGAGGGAGGGCGUUCCUUGAGACGAGAACUUCUCUGCCUUGUGCCACCGGGGAGUGGGUUUGAGCCAGGGGUGAAACCUCAGCGGGCUGAGGGGUAUUUUUAAAGAUCGGUAUCUGCCUGCGCGACGUUCUACCUUGCAAUGCUGCGGCCACUCUCAAAAGGGUGAAUGCCGUGCAGCACAAGGCACAGAGUACGGUGAAGUAGAAUACGUACACAUUUUUAAAACGGCACCGCGAUAAACCCAGAGAUGCCGUACAUUUUCAACACGCGGGUGCUGCCUCAGCCGAGGCCCGCUCCGAGCCCGACGCCCGGCCACCCGUUCAUGCACGGCUCCUCGGGGAACUACCGCAACACCGCCAUCAGCAACCGCAACGCGUACCUCAUCGACACACAGGGCAAGAGCUUCGAGGAGCUGCGCACCUUGUGCCUCAGCCACGACGUGCUCUUCGAGGACCCAGACUUCCCCGCCCACAACAACUCCAUCUACUUCAGCCAGAACGCACCGAUGCAGUUCCAGUGGAUGCGUCCCAAGGACAUUUGUGAAAACCCGCAGUUCAUCAUUAAUGGGGCGACGCGCACAGACAUACGGCAGGGAGACCUCGGUGACUGCUGGGUCCUGGCCGCCAUCGCUUGCAUGACCAUGAACGAGGAGCUGCUGGCUCGCGUCAUCCCGGCAGGACAGAGCUUCGAGGAGAACUACGCCGGCAUCUUCCACUUCCAGUUCUGGCGUUUUGGCGAGUGGGUGGAUGUGGUGGUGGACGAUCGACUGCCCACUUUCAACAACCAACUGGUGUUUGUGCAGUCGGCCGAGCGGAAUGAGUUCUGGAGCGCCCUGCUCGAGAAGGCCUAUGCCAAGGUCCAUGGCUCUUACGAGGCUCUGAAAGGAGGGAACACGACCGAGGCCAUGGAGGACUUCACGGGCGGUGUGACGGAGUACUUUGAGAUGAAAAAUCCUCCGAAGGAUCUCUAUAAGAUCAUGGUGAAGGCAACGUCCCGCCGCUCACUCAUGGGCUGCUCCAUCGAUGAUGGGAUGUGCUGGCGCUGCGGGGUCCCAGCUCCCGACAGCAUCGGCCUCGUCCGCUCCAAGUGCGACAGCUGCUGCGACGAAGAGGACCACGAGCACGAGGGCGAGCACGAGGGCGAGCACGAGGGCGAGCACGAGGGCGAGCACGAGGGCGAGCAGGACCACUCGCACCUGCACCCCCCGACGCAGGCGAGCGGCGGCUCCCCGCUGGCGCGCGGCUUCCCACGCACCCCGUUCUCGGCGCUGCCGGACCCCUUCUCGCCGGGGCCUGGAGCGUCGUCGGCACAGGGAGGCGACAUCAAGUUUGACUUCCCCGAUGGAGGUGGAGGAGGACGCAACCUGACCAGGGACAGCAGCGUUAGCGGCCCCAUCACGCCCAAGAUCGCCAUGUUGACGCACGCAGAGUCGCGGACGCCCAUGGGGCUCGUGCGAAACCACGCCUACUCCAUCACGGGCUUGGACGAGGUGAAGCAUCGCAGCAAGAUCGUGCAGCUGGUCCGACUGCGAAACCCAUGGGGUCACGUGGAGUGGAUCGGGCCGUGGAGCGACGCCUCCAAGGAGUGGAAUGAAAUCACGCCAUCGGAGAAGCAGCGCCUUCAACUCAUCAGCGCUGAGGACGGGGAGUUCUGGAUAUCCUUCCAGGACUUCUGCCGCAACUUCACCAAGCUGGAGAUCUGCAAUCUGUCGCCGGACGCGCUCGCCGACGACCGCACCAACAAGUGGACGGUGUCGGUCAGCGAGGGCCGCUGGGUGCGUGGCUGCUCGGCGGGCGGCUGCCGGAACUACCCGGAUACCUUCUGGACGAACCCCCAGUAUCGACUGCAGCUCUACGACGAAGACGAUGACCCCGACGACAACGAGCUGCUGUGCUCCUUCAUCGUCGCGCUCAUGCAGAAGAACCGACGCAAGGAGCGCAGGCAGGGCAGCACCAUGCUCACCAUCGGAUUCGCCAUUUACGAGGUGACCGAGGAGCUGCGUGGCAGCCGGGAGCACCUGCCCAAGGACUUCUUCCUGUACAACGCGUCGCGCGCGCGUUGCAACUCCUACAUCAACCUGCGCGAGGUGACGGAGCGGUUCCGUCUGCCGCCCGGCGAGUACGUCAUCGUGCCGUCCACCUUCGAGGCGCACCAGGAGGGAGAGUUCCUGCUGCGCGUCUUCGCCGAGAAGCACAACGUGUCGGAGGAAAUGGACGACAUCAUUGGCGUGGUUGGUGGCAAGAAGAAGAAGAAGAGCAAGAAGAAGAAAAAUAAGCCAAUCGUCUUUAUCUCGGACAGAACUAAGAAAGGGCAGCAACAGCCGGAAUCUCCUGACGAGAGCGAGCCAGAAGAUGGAAACGAGGAGUCAAAUAAGUUGGCUGAACCUGAAAAUCCAAAGGAACCAGACCUGACCCCAGAGGAUAAGCAGUUCAAGACAAUCUUCAAGCAGCUGGCCGGAGACGACAUGGAGGUCGGUGCUGCCGACUUACAUAACAUUCUCAACAAAGUCAUAACCAAACACAAAGACCUGAAGACGAGCGGCUUUAGCCUGGAGAGCUGCAGGACAAUGGUGGCACUCAUGGAUACGGACCUUUCAGGAAAACUGGGCUACAAUGACUUUAAAUAUCUCUGGGAUAAGCUCAAGUUCUGGCAGCAAAUAUUUCGCAAGUACGAUUCGGACAAAUCUGGUUCCAUGACUUCCUACGAGAUGCGCUUGGCCAUCAAUGAGGCCGGCUACCAGCUGAACAACCAGCUCUACCAAAUAAUCACGCUGCGUCACGCCGACGAGAACUUGAACAUUGGCUUCGACAACUUCAUCGCCUGUCUCAUAAGGCUCGAGGCGAUGUUCCGAGCAUUCAAGGCCUUUGAUAAGGAUGGGGAUGGCAUUAUACGUCUCAAUGUUUUGGAGUGGCUCCAGCUGACAAUGUACGCGUAAGAAGAGAUCGAAGUGUGUGGCCGAACCACAGACAUGCAAUGAGUGAACAAAGAAGGCUCAAAGUAGAGAGGAACGUGACCUUGGGAACUUACGUGGCAUUCAUCAUAGUUCUAUCGGUGUGCGAAUGCAUUCAUGUUUAUCUUGUUUCAAAACAACAAUGCUCACAACCAAAGUCACGUCUCUCUGUUCAAUGAUGUAUUUUCACGUAGCAGCAUGCUGUGAAUAUACCUUUCGGAGUAUUUGGUCUGUGUGAAGAAUCUUCAGGGCCUCGCUGCUGUCGGUAGUUUAUGCAAAGGCUAUCGUCGCAAGAGGUCACACGUUUGAGCACAAUGGUCCAUCGCUGACUAUGCGUGAUGAAUGAAGAAUCUUCACUUGUAGGUACCAUUGUAGAAAAAUGAAAUGCAAAUGGAAGCUUGUAAUGUACGUAUGUAUAUUGAACUUCUUUCGCACCGUACGUAGCCAACCGUGCCCUACCUUUUUGUACUAAAGUGCAAGGAGGUUUAUUGCAUGAUCCAACUUGCUAGCAGCCUAAAAUUGACAGAAUUUAAUUUCGGAGCAUGUGUCAUAUUGUAGCCGAGUAAUUGUGGUUGCAUAUCUUGUGUGCGAUGCAGCAUCUAUCAUGGUCACUGUAAUACAGUUUGUAUUGUAAAACAUCAUGGUGAUACGGAGGUUUUUCUGUUUCCCAUAAAUAGAAAAUAAAAAAUUCAAACUACAAA